Messenger RNA from Anthonomus grandis grandis, 2298 nucleotides. Its product is annotated as calnexin. Bases 294 to 2000 code for a protein of 568 amino acids. The transcript is spliced from 9 exons. Lineage: Eukaryota; Metazoa; Arthropoda; Insecta; Coleoptera; Curculionidae. Gene Ontology annotation, biological process: protein folding. Gene Ontology annotation, molecular function: calcium ion binding. Gene Ontology annotation, cellular component: endoplasmic reticulum; endoplasmic reticulum membrane. The record is from RefSeq and is a predicted model, not a curated record.
ACAGAUAUCGUUUUAUAGGGAAUUGGAAUAUUAUUUGUUCUUUCCGCUUCCGCUUUUCCGGUAUCCCAUUCAGAUUUCAGAUCCAGAUUUCAUAUUUUCCAGGUUUCAAUAGGCAGUACUGGCAUUUCCAGUUUCCAUACAUUUUAUUUGUUAUCUUCUACAUUUGCCAGUUUUAUUUACUGAAUAUUUAGGUGGCACAUAGACGUUAGUUCCACAACCUCAAAAAGCUACUUGCUUUUGGUUGAUUGAUUUGGGUAUACUACUGAUUGGAUGCAUUUCUGAAUCAAUUGACAAUGAAAAGGAAAGUGUUCUUCACUUUUUACAUCUUUGCCUGUUUGGUAAUCGCAAUAGCACAAGAAUUAGAUGAUGAAGUAACCAUAGACACGGUUGACUAUUUCCCCUAUGAAAGUCCGCAACCGUCAGAUCAAUCUAAAGUUUAUUUUUCGGAACACUUUGACAAUCCCGCUGAUUUUGAAAAGAAAUGGACCAAAUCUGAAGCAAAGAAAGAAAAUAUAGAGGAAGAUAUAGCGAAAUAUGACGGUCUUUGGGAGCUGGAGCCUCCCCAAAAACAUGCUUUAAAAGGAGAUUUAGGGUUGGUCCUCAAAUCCAGAGCGAAACACUCUGCGAUUUCUGCUCUUUUGGAUAAACCCUUUAUUUUCAAAGAUAAGCCUUUGAUUGUGCAAUAUGAGGUGAUGCUCCAAGACGGUCAAGAGUGCGGAGGAGCAUAUUUAAAACUACUCACUGGCAUUAGCAAUAAUAGUAACCUUAAAGAAUUUCAUGACAAGACACCUUACAGUAUUAUGUUCGGACCUGAUAAAUGCGGUGGUGAUAACAAAGUGCAUUUUAUUUUUAAACACAAGAACCCCAAAAAUGGUUCUAUUGAAGAGAAACACUGUGAGAGACCAAAGGAAAGGGUUGAUGAAGCACUUUCAGAUAAACUCCCUCAUCUUUACACUUUGAUCCUACGUCCAGAUAAUACCUUCGACAUCCUAAUUGAUAGAAAAACCGUAAAGUCUGGCAGUCUUCUCGAAGAUUUCUCCCCUCCGGUUAAUCCUCCAGCAGAAAUUGAAGACCCCACCGAUAAAAAACCGAGCGAUUGGGACGAACGUGAGAAAAUUCCGGAUCCGAACGUGGUCAAGCCCGACGAUUGGGACGAGGAUGCGCCACCUCAAAUUGUCGAUGAAUCCGCUGUGAUGCCUGAAGGAUGGUUAGAACAUCAACCCGCUCAUAUUCCAGAUCCGAAAGCUAAAAAACCGGAAGACUGGGACACCGAAAUGGAUGGUGAAUGGGAAGCGCCUCUUAUUGAGAAUCCCAUUUGUGCCGAUGCUCCUGGUUGUGGUAAAUGGGAGCCGCCACUGAUCAGCAAUCCUUUGUACAAAGGCAAAUGGAGGGCGCCCCUUAUCGAAAAUCCCAACUACAAGGGCAAAUGGAGACCAAGAAAAAUUCCGAACCCCGAUUAUUUUGAGGACAAGAAGCCUUUCGAGAUGCAACCUAUUACUGCUGUUGGAUUUGAACUCUGGUCUAUAUCUCGGGACAUUCUUUUCGAUAACUUAAUUAUUACCGAAGAAACUGACGUGGCCGAAGAUUGGGCUUCGGCUACUUUUGAUAUAAAAAGACAGAAGAUUACUAGCCAAUCGGCAAGCGUAAUGGAAAAAGUCGCUAAUUUCACCAACCAAUAUCCCUACCUCUGGGCUGUAUAUAUCUUAAUGCUAGCUGUACCAGUAGUAGUUUUGAUAUAUGUAUGUCAGCGAAAGGGAGAUGUAAAACCAGAGGCUGAGAAAAAAAAGACUGACGAACCAACCAAAGAUGAAGAAGAGCCUCUCGCUAAGGCCACCAUUAGUGAAUUACACGAUGAUGAAGUGGAAGAAGAGACGCCGGAAAAUGAGGAAGUCGACGUAGAGAAGAAUUCUGACCCCGAUUCAGAAGAAGAUAAUGAAGCAGUAGAGAACGAACCCGCUGAAGGCGAAGGAACUCGAAAACGGAAGGUACGCAAAGAGUAGAUUAAAAAAGGUAUGCGUUUCAAACGUUCGUUUUUUAACAGCAUACUUUAAUAAUAUUAUUUAUAUUUACUUUAAAUAAUGUUUGUAGUCCUAUAUUUUUAGUAUAAUAUUCACGACCACUAUGCUGGGUAAUCCGCCUAAACAAUAUAAUAUGCAUAUUGAAUAUGUGUUAGUCAGUUUUUACCUUUCCAGCAUAUUUUUUUUUGUAUAAAUCACUUUUGAAAAAUACCUCAUUAUUUUAUUGUGUUCAGUUGUUUGGAUUAUUCUUGUGAUAUUAAUAAAAAUGGUGUUAAAUUUA